Messenger RNA from Prorocentrum cordatum, 2106 nucleotides. The record is from the annotation of a GenBank genome assembly. NCBI's taxonomy places the organism in Eukaryota, Dinophyceae, Prorocentrales, Prorocentraceae.
CAAGACGACGUGUCCAAUUGGACACUCUCAUCUACACUCCUGACGUGCUCCCAGAACUGCAUCUUCCUUUACACAUUUCAGCCGUCGUCAGCAGCACAACGAUGAGGCACUCAUUCAGCAUUGCGAUGGCGACAGCACUCGCUGGCACCGUCGCUGCCGACAUGCAGCUGAUACAGGUGUCCGUGCAGCAGCCGGAGGCGGCAAAGCUGCGCACUUCAGCGGAGGCCGAAGACUUCGCGGACUUCAGCGGCCGGCCGGCGGAGACGCCCGAACCCACGAUGGAGCCUGGGGUCCCAUGCAUGUGCAAUUGCACAGGUUCGUGCUGCUCGUUCGUAUAUUACGACACGGAUGGUAGCGGUUGUCUUGAGGUUUCGGAAGCCAUUAUCGCGGGUGCAAAUGCGACGUACAUGAGUCCGCCUUAUGAGCAGUAUGAUUUGGAUGGCGACGGCUGCCUCAACGAGACGGAAGCAAUCUGCCCUACAGAAUUGCCAACGAAUGGCGAAGCCCCUUGCGGACAGUAUGUGGCGGUUGGCACCAGCGUUCCCCAAUCAUGCACUGGGCAGACCCGGCGUCGUCGCACGACUGAGUGCUCCAGUUGCGAUAGUGGCACAUUCGCCGUUGCCGACUGCGACAGUUGCAUGGAGAAUGAUGCCAUGUACCUCAGCGCGAGUGCAAGUGUGAGCGACACAAGGAUCUAUGUCAACAAGGACACCGACUUGGGCGGAUUCGCUGUGUCCGUCGGGGAUUCAAUCACGAUCUCGAAGUGUUGUUGUGAAAGUGCUAGCGACCACGGCACGUUCGUCAUCACAGGCGCCGCGCCCACCACUCCGGCCCUCUCCUUCGACAUCCCAGCAUUAACUAUGGAUUUCAGCCAGUUCGACCGUGUUACCAAGAGCUGCUCAUCGACCGAUGGAGUUGGCUAUCCCAGCUCCUUUCCGUGCGGAUGUGGUUCCGAAAUUUGUGGCGAGUCAACAAAGUGCGACAUUAGUGGCAACGGUGGGUGCGGAGCUUGCAUCCCCACCACCUUGCCGACACCAGCCCCGACUGUGUCGGCCAAGGGCGACCCGCACCUGGUGAAUCUGAAUGGGGAGCACUUCGACGUGAACCACGGAGGCGAUUUUACUCUCCUGCGGAUCCCCCAGAACAAUAUCAAGCCCGCAGAGGUAGAGCUGAAGGCCAUUAUCCUCCCCGAACACGGGAAGCCGUGCACCACAUACAUCACCGAGGUGGAGGUCUCAGGCAGCUGGUUCGGCGGCAAGGUUGUGCAGGUGCGUUCCUACCUCAGGUCGCACGCCAAGAACGAGACCGACAAAUUUCUGGGCCUCCGGGUGCUGGAUCGGACCCCCGACGCGCAUGCCGACGAGGCUCCUUGGAUAAGUCUUUCGCAGUGGACCGACGCGAGCUACGUCGUCUCGGAGGCUCAAACAAAGGAUGGCUUCGGGGUGACCGUGUCCACGUCAAAGUGGCACAGCAAGAAGGACGCCAGGCAGAAUGUGCCAACUGUGGCAGGGCAGGUCGAAAUCCAGGUGACCAAUAAGUUGCUGAGCAGCGAGCCCACGAAGUUCAUCAUUCGGCAGGACCUGCCCAGGCAGGAACACCUGAAUCUGGCCGUGCGGCGCCUCAGUUCGCUGGGCCGCGCGGACGUCGGCGGCUUGCUUGGGUUCGACGAGCACCCUGAGUCACUGGAGGAUGUGACGCCCGAGUGCCAGCGCCACAGGGACGGUCUCGAUCAACAGACUGGCCCCCGUCACAGCAAGCCAGAAUGGAAGGUCCGAUGGGAGAAGAUCAGGGAGCAGCGCAUGCAGCCGCACCACACCGACAGCCUGAACGACAACGAGGCUGCUGCCAGCCUCGCUAACAGGGAUAUGAUGUGCGUCUGUCCCAGUGACACUUCUGGAGACCUCGCAGACAACGUCUACGUUGAGGGUCUGGCCAGCGGUGGUAACGUCGGUGGCGUCCUCGUCGAGUUCCAGACAGGCAGGCUCGCCGAGGCGACGUGGGACUGAGGCGCAGAUGUGUCGACCCGCCCGCGGCCUGAUUCGUAGAUCUUUUGCGCAGUUUCUCGGCGUGCUUUCGAACCAAGGGAGCGCAGCGACUGCUAACUCC